AUGGCGUCUGAGCCAAGAGAUAAGAGGUGGGAUUCGAACGAAAACGGUUUUAUUACGUAUAUAAAGAGAGAAAUUUUCCUCAUUGCAAACUGCAACAAAUCGCGUUUGUUGUUCUUGCAGUCCGCCAAGAGAUUCUCGACCCAUUCUGCCAUCGCCAAACACAAAAAUGGCUCCGCCAAGCCAAUCAACGUCGAUAUUUUAGGAACGUGGGACAGCCGGACGGAGUUGCCUCUUGAACUUGAGUCUAGUAUCAACUACGGCAAGCCCAUACCUCAGAUCCUUACCUCGUCAGUCGGGACACACUCCAUUCAAGGAAGGAGAUCCUAUAAUGAGGAUCGGUUUGUCGUGAAAGAGCUAAGACCAAAUCUACUAUAUUUCUCUGUAUUUGAUGGGCAUGGUGGCUCAGAGUGUGCUGACUAUUGCUAUCGUCACAUGGAAGAUCAUUUAACAUUUUGGUUGGACAGAUUAAGUGUCAGUGACAUCGAACAUGCAAUUGAUGCUGCCUUUCUCGAAGUAAACAACUCCUUUGCACGAUGGUGGGCAUACCAUGGAAAAGCAACCAGCAAUGUCCCUGGAACAACAGCCACAAUUUCUCUUCUCCACAAAAAUAUGGACCUUUAUAUUGGUCAUGUGGGAGACAGUCGUGCAAUGCUCUGUCGGGGUGGAGUAGCAAGGCGACUCACAACGGACCAUUGCCCAUCACUCUUAGCCGAAAAGACACGGAUCGAGCAAUCUCAAGGAAAGAUUAUUGUAGAUGACGUCGGCCGAGCAAUGGUCAAUGGAAGACUAGCGAUGACGAGAAGCAUAGGUGACCUCGAGCUUAAGCCGUUUGGCGUGACUGCUGUCCCCGACGUGAGAAAGGUUAAGAUAAAGCAUGGAAGAGAUGCAUUCCUAGUAUUAACUACUGAUGGAAUAAAUUGCGUUAUGUCGGAUCAAGAAAUCUGUGACGUCGUCCAACGAACUGAAGAUCCAGCAGAAGCCGCCCACUGCUUAACUGAUGCUGCUUUACAUUAUUCUUCCGAAGACAAUGCAACUGCGAUCGUCGUACCUCUUGGCUCCUGGGGUAAUAAUACGACGUCAGCUUCCAUUUUCUACAGUUUUGGUCGUAGCAUGACGGAUAGCAGUCGUUUUAGUUAGCAACGCAAACCGUCCAAAUUUUUCAUUUCUAUAUCAAAAGAAUAUUAAACGAUUACUACUCGAGAAAAAAAAACAAACGAGAUUUUUACGGUACGCUUUCGUGACCCCUAUUUCUCAAUAGGGAAUCCCUUAUUGUGAAUACAUAAACUUGUUACAUUACUGCAUUUCCAGAAAUUAUUCACUAAUUGUAUUCUUAUUCACGCUGCUCUUUGACUUUCCCAUUUGAUAUGCUUCCAUAGAAAACCCAUUCUUCUGUCGUCUACUUAAUUUUGCCUCUCCUAACAUGUGGUAUACGUAAACUGUUUAUUAAAUCUCUGUUUCUUUUA
Daphnia magna is the source of this 1463-nucleotide messenger RNA. Its product is annotated as protein phosphatase 1K, mitochondrial. Bases 1 to 1137 code for a protein of 378 amino acids. NCBI's taxonomy places the organism in Eukaryota, Metazoa, Arthropoda, Branchiopoda, Diplostraca, Daphniidae. Gene Ontology annotation, biological process: protein dephosphorylation. Gene Ontology annotation, molecular function: protein serine/threonine phosphatase activity; cation binding. The transcript is spliced from 10 exons. The record is from RefSeq and is a predicted model, not a curated record.